CUAACAUGGGGUUACUUCAGCAUGAAAGUAAGUAAAUUAAUUAACAAAUGUCAAACUCCUGGAAUUAUAUAAUUGCCUUGUAAUGGUUCAUACAAUGUGCUCAUUCUUCAAAAGAAGAAGAAAAAGAUAUGGAGAAAAACAAGUUUCUAACAAGUCUAGUAGUUCUAAUACUUCUGUUGUCAUGUGUAAAUGCAACCAUGUCAGGGCCUAAACGUCCUAAAGCUCGCAAGCACUUCGUGCUUGUUCAUGGGGCUUGCCAUGGAGCAUGGUCUUGGUACAAGACUAUGGCGUCGAUAAAAACAACAGGGCAUAAUGUAACAGCUCUGGACUUGGGUGGUGCAGGGGUCAACCAGAGACAAGUCCUUCAAAUCCCACAUUUAUCUGAUUACUUUAGACCACUAAUGGAGUUCAUGGAUUCUCUUCCAGCAGAUCAAAAAGUGAUUCUUGUUGGCCAUAGCCUUGACGGAUUUGCCAUAUCUAAAGCCAUGGAAAGCUUUCCUGAAAAGAUUUCAGUUGCUAUAUUUGUCACUGCUCUAAUGCCUGGUCCAAUUCUUGAUGCAGCCACCGUCUUCAAUGAGUCAUCCAGUGGAGCAAUAUUUAAACUUGAUAAUCGUCUUACAUUCGAUAAUGGACUUGCCAAUCCUCCAACAACCUUCAUCUUUGGCCCGAAGUACUUGGCGAGUUAUCUUUAUCCACUGAGCCCAAUUCAGGACUGGGCACUGGCUACUACAUUAGUAAGGCCAAUUUAUUUUCACAGUUUGGAUGAAAUAUCAAAGGAGAUAGUUCUUUCAAACAAAAAUUAUGGAUCAGUUAGACGAGCGUACAUUGUGGCAGCCGAAGAUAAAAUUCUAAAGAAGGAAUUUCAACAGUUAAUGAUUGAAAAGAAUCCGCCAGAUCAAGUGGAAGAGAUUUCAGGAUCUGAUCACAUGCCCAUGAUGUCUAAGCCUCGUCAACUUUUUACUCUUCUUAUGCGUAUUGCCAAUAAAUGACAAGCUAUCUUAAUAGCUUAAACCAGCUUGUGAUUGCAUAUUCAUGAAUAAUGCAUAGUUGAAAUAAAAUUAGAUUACCCUUUGU
Solanum verrucosum is the source of this 1074-nucleotide messenger RNA. Its product is annotated as methyl jasmonate esterase 1-like. The coding region runs from base 129 to 989 and encodes 286 amino acids. NCBI's taxonomy places the organism in Eukaryota, Viridiplantae, Streptophyta, Magnoliopsida, Solanales, Solanaceae. The transcript has 3 exons. The record is from RefSeq and is a predicted model, not a curated record. Gene Ontology annotation, biological process: salicylic acid metabolic process; jasmonic acid metabolic process. Gene Ontology annotation, molecular function: methyl salicylate esterase activity; methyl indole-3-acetate esterase activity; methyl jasmonate esterase activity.